GCUGCUUGACCUGGGCACAUGCUCGCCACUCCUCACCCCCCUCCCCUCCCUGCUGCCUCACCGCACCUCACGUCACUCCCUCGCCUCCCCGUUUCCUCUUGCACACCAACCCACCUGCUCUCCCUCACUCCCUGGCCUGCCUGCCUGCCUGCCUUGCUUCGCAUCCUCCUCCCCCUCCCCUACCUCCCUCACUCCCCUUGUACCACCAUUACCACCACCGUCUCUUCUCCGUUGUAUGUCACUCCUUCCCUCUCCGGUUGGAUUCCCAACAUACCGGUUUCUUCGUAACUGGUAGUGGACUGUGGGUUGAAACACAUAAGAAAAGUCCGCUUUGAUUGAGGAAGCGGGGCAUCAAUUUGGGUUUUGUGGCACAGAUUAGGAAGAAAUGCAAGGCACGCUAGGAGUGUCCUUAAGACCUUGCACUUCGUUACUCCAUGCCACCCUGUCUCAUAAAACUUCUUCACCGUCCCUCGCCAACUUUGGACAACGUGUGGUAUUAGCUUGUGCUUUAGAAGGGAGAAAUAGGAAUAGAUAUGAAAACAUUCGCUUUAGAAUUGCUUCUGGACACAAGGUUUGGCCCCAUGGAGAUGUCGAGAGGACGUUAGGGUUUGGGGUUAGGCGGCCCCUUGUCGUAGUUGCUGCUAGGAGGAAUAUGCUGGCGGAGCUUCAGAGCAUUAAGGAGGAAGCAGACGCAGCUGGUCCGCUAGAGUUUGACUCGCCGCUGGAAGUAAUCCUGUAUCCAGAUCCAAGAUUGCGAGCCAAGAACAAAUUUAUCAAGGUUUUUGAUGAUAAACUUCAACAGCUUGUGAACGAGAUGCUUGACGUCAUGUACAAAACGGACGGUGUUGGCCUGGCAGCACCUCAAGUGGGAGUCAAUGUGAGACUAAUGGUAUACAACCCCUCUGGAGAAAGGGGUAGCGGGAAAGAGUAUGUAUUAGUGAACCCUCGUAUUGUGAAGUACGGAAAAUCUCGGGAUCUUUUUGAUGAAGGUUGCCUUUCCUUUCCAGUCUUGGAGAGAGGUCCUAAUCAAUCUCUGACGAUCGAGGCAGAAGUUGAGAGGCCCAAAUCAGUGAGGAUUGAUGCUCAAGAUAUUAAGGGGAAGAAGUUCAGUAUCAAUUUGAAGGACUUUCAGGCUCGUAUUUUCCAGCAUGAAUAUGAUCAUCUUGAGGGAAUUUUAUACUUUGAUCGAAUGACUCCAGAAGUGCUCGACACCAUUCGACCUGAGCUUGAGAAGCUUGAGAAGCUGUACGAGGAGCGAACAGGCCAGCCAUCUCCCGAGAGAAUUAGUGAGAGGCGGUAAACGACAGCGUGUUCUCAUCAUUUUAGGGAUGGAUUAAUUGAGUUUUAGAUUUUGAUCGCAUAAAAUUAUGUAGUAUGUAGUAUAAUUUGAAGGUCUGAUUUUGUACAGACGUUUUUCUGCACUUAAUAUGAAUUACAUGAUGUACGUUGGAGAGAAUCAGUCCACUCAUGUUCUCUUCUGCUCCUCUUGGUGGACCCUACGUAGAGUUCUUUAUGCAGCCUACUUCAACUAGCCUGCCCUGUAGUUUUGCAUUUGGUGUUGGUGCCGUAAAUCGUGUUGAACCCUAAGCAGAGGCUGGAUACAAGGGAAAGGCAUCUAAUGGAAGGAUGAUGCUGCAAAGCAUAUGGUUCUGCAAGUUGCCAACUAAACUUGCCUUCGUCAAGCAUCAUCAUUUUCUAGGGCUGCUCUCGUAGAAUGCGCCAGAGUGGUCGUGUGAGCCUGGACACUCUCAAGUGAAAGCUCUAACAGGAGCUGUUGUGAUACCGCUGUUAGCUUCCUCUACUUCUCUGUUCUGGUUUAGUCUGCUGCCUCUGAUAUGACAAGUAUCUCGGGUAUGGACUUCCAGAGAAUAAAUAAGUAAACGUACUUGAGCUUC
This is a messenger RNA of Physcomitrium patens, 1895 nucleotides long. Its product is annotated as peptide deformylase 1B, chloroplastic/mitochondrial. Gene Ontology annotation, biological process: peptidyl-methionine modification. NCBI's taxonomy places the organism in Eukaryota, Viridiplantae, Streptophyta, Bryopsida, Funariales, Funariaceae. The record is from RefSeq and is a predicted model, not a curated record. Gene Ontology annotation, cellular component: chloroplast. Gene Ontology annotation, molecular function: peptide deformylase activity.